Teleopsis dalmanni is the source of this 946-nucleotide messenger RNA. RefSeq lists its product as uncharacterized. The transcript has 5 exons. Bases 60 to 908 code for a protein of 282 amino acids. Lineage: Eukaryota; Metazoa; Arthropoda; Insecta; Diptera; Diopsidae. The record is from RefSeq and is a predicted model, not a curated record.
AACGUUGACUAGAAUAUAACGAACGAUAAAACUACAAUAAAAGUUCUGUUGCUAUAACUAUGAUUAAAAAUAUGUGUAAAAUUUUGAUUUUUUUAAUGGCCCUCUCAGAGUGCCAAAUAACAGUUUAUGGAAGUGACACUAUAAAACUAUCAAAAGAUGUAGCAAAAUAUAAAGAAUCAAUGUUGAAAAGUGAAAAAUAUGAUUCUUUGCACACUUUUAUUAAUUUUUUACAAUUAGAAGUAAAGAGCUGUGUUGGGAGAAAACAAGAAUCAAUAUGGAGUUGUGUAAAAAGGAGCAGUCUAUUUAUUCUUGAUAAGUUAAAUGCUAUACCAGUGUUCCCAAUUUGGACUGGGAUAAAAUUUGUCCAGUGUUCAGUUGUUGAUAAAUGGAUUGGAAAGCAAACCUGUGUCAAAGACUUUCAAUACUCGGACUCAAGGAAUAAAACUUGGUUUGAUCAUAUGGCAGCUAAACUGAAACAAAUUUUUAAUUCGCAUGUGCUUCAGAUAAACUUAGGAAAACUCACGAACACGUACACUAAUAAUUUUGAAGCAGGUAUUACAAAUAAAUCUGAUUAUGUGGGAACUGCACGUUAUCGUCGACAUAGAUACAAUAUGAUAAUAACAAUGAUAUUUGGUGUGACCGCUCUAGGUGCAGUGCUUGUGCCAAUGGGGUUUCAGUUGCUUUCGGUUGUUAGUGGAAAAGCGUUACUCCUAGCUAAAAUGGCAUUACUUCUCGCAUCAAUUAAUGGUCUAAAAAGGGUUGCUAAUAGUGGCAUACAUUAUGGACUUUAUCAUGUACCUGGAGAACAUUUCGGAGGUUAUUAUGACCGUGGCGACAUGUACCAUCCUAGAAAUGUCAAAAAUAUUGCAACUGCACAGCGUGUAGAAGAAUUUGGAAUUCAAAAAUAAGUAUUUAACAUGUUUUUUUAAAUAAUUAGUUCUUUUAA